Molecule: messenger RNA, 3720 nt
Organism: Lodderomyces margitis
Lineage: Eukaryota; Fungi; Ascomycota; Pichiomycetes; Serinales; Debaryomycetaceae
Gene: PHO81
Product: Pho81p
Exons: 1
Coding region: 1-3720 (1239 amino acids)
Biological process (GO): lipid metabolic process
Molecular function (GO): protein binding; phosphoric diester hydrolase activity
Source: RefSeq, a predicted model, not a curated record
AUGAAGUUUGGUAAAUACCUUGCGUCGAGGCAGUUGGAACUUCCAGAGUAUUCGGGCCAUUUUAUCGAUUACAAGGCUCUUAAAAAAUUGAUCAAACAACUAGCUAUACCAACUAACAAGGCAAGUGGAAACUCGAUCAACUCAGCGAUUAGCGGAAACGGGAGCUUGUCUAUUUCGGAAAUUCAGCAGUCGCUUAAGGAGAACAAAGCGACAUUUUUCUUUAGAGUUGAGAGGGAGUUGGAUAAGGUCAAUUCUUUCUAUCUCGAGAAGCAAGCUAAUUUGGCAAUCAACUUGAAUCUUCUUGUUUUGAAAAGAAAUGAACUUUUCGCCAAAUCAAAUGCGUUUCUUCACCAACAUUCACAUGAUGGGACUGCUAAUGUCGACUCCGCUGCAUAUUUGAAUUUCAGGAAUUCGAUUUCCUUUCUUAAUUUAUACCAAAACUUUAAGAAAAUCCACCAGGACCUUAUCCGUUUGCAACAGUUUAUCGAACUCAAUGAGACUGGGUUUUCAAAAGUGGUGAAAAAGUGGGACAAGAGGUCGAAAUCACACACAAAGGAAUUGUUCAUUAGCACCGCUGUUAGUGUACAGCCAGUAUUUCAUAAAAAUGAGAUCAACGAGUUGAGUGACUUGGUGACGCAGUCCUUAUUUGAUAUAGAGAGUAUUAUGGAUGGGGACUACACUUGUUUGAUCAACUACAGCGCUCACACAAAUGCUUCUUCAAUUGAUUCCGAAAGAGUAGAGCGGGACACAGCUGCAUCACUUCAGGAAAUACCAAACUCGCCAUCCCAGAACCAGACACCACCGUUUAUCAGACAAACCUCGAUUCUGAUCUCAACAAAUAACAGUGAAGUUGAUGAAUUGUAUUCCAGUUUUGUCAAUGUUGCAACCAUCAAGGACCCCGAUUUGUCAUUACUAGCUCGAUGGGUGGAAAAGCUAAAUGGGUCGCCAAAGCUUCCGAACGAGCCAUUCGAUGCUACAGUAAGAUACAAAGCAUCAAAAAUCUUUUUGUUAUCGAUCACCAACCUCAAGAUAUCGGACUCGUUCUUGGAGACAUUCUUGAAGCUAAUCAACUUUGAUAUUGACUUUACAUUUGUGAAUGAUGAUUUUAACAACAACAAGACUGUGUUUCAUGAAUGCUGCUCGAUGCCACCGGCCUCGACCCACAAUGAAAGCCACGUUGUCAUCAACAACGGUGUUAAAGUAGUAAACUCGAGCGAUUCAAUCAAUCAUUCAAGGAUAUUCAUUGUUGAGUACAUUAUGAAAACUUAUUCACCCCAGGAGGUUAGUAACUUGCUUCAAAGACGCGAUUUUAAUGGACGUACUUGUCUACACUACGCCGCGCAAAACAACAGAAGUGAUUUGUUAGAUAUAAUUAUUCCGGCAUUCCCCACCAAUCAUAUUGACGACCUUGACAAUGACUCAAUGUCACCACUUUUGCUAGCAAUUAAGCAUGGACAUUUGAAUAUCAUAAAAAAGUUGGUUCAGUUUGGAUCAAAUCCUUUCCCAAGAACCAACAAAGAAACACUCCAAUACUUACCAAUCAAUUACGCGUGCAAAUUUGGAAAUUACAAUAUUCUCGAGUAUUUGUUAUCAAAUGAGAAAUCGUCUGACUUGGUCAAAAUUUUAGUCAAUGAGCAAGACGUCGAAGGUCUACUCCCAUUACACGUUGUAUCUCGCGAGGGCCACUACAAGUUGAUCACAUUAUUGAUCAGAUAUGGGGCCGAAGUCAACAAAACGGACGGGUUUAACAAGUGGACGCCCAUUUUCUAUGCCGCAGCCGAGGGUCACGUCAAGACCACUCAGGAAUUGGUCAAGUUUGGAGCGAAGUUGGACAUAUUGGACGAAGAUGGGUUUAACGUGUUGUACUAUUGUGUUGUCGAAGGACAUGUUGGUGUUAUAAAUGAACUACUCAGCUACCAUCAAAACAUGGCCACAAAUAUUGAAAACCAUUUGAAUAUUGAGUCUAGCAAUAUAAUGUCCAUUCAAGGCGAUCCAAUCAGGAUGAGCGAUAAUGACGACUCAGAGGAUAGCGGUUCUAUGGAUAAGAACAAUGUUGACAGUAUUCCCGAUUUGCAGUUACCACCACCAAUUUUGCCAUUGAGGCGCUAUGGUCACAAUUUCUUGGAACAAAAAGUGUUGAUUGAAUUGAUUUUUCCUCAUGAUGACCUGUCGUUUAUAAAUUUGUUCAAUUCAAUAACUGAUUUGAAGCCAGGAAGAAUUACAUUGACGUCCAAUAUUUCCGAUAUUGUGCCGAGAAAUAUCUUGCUUCCCUUGGAGGAUAAAAAUCACCAUGGCGGAGCAAAUAAUAACAACUGUGUGUUCCAAACUGAUGUUGAUUCGUUGAACGAAUUUCGCAUUGACUUUGAGAUUUUCCCCAAGUUUGGUACCAGAUUAAUUGCCAAAACCACUGCCUUGUCAUUCUCGCACAUAGAUACGACAUCCCCUGAAAUAAGCUCGAUCGAGUUGCCUUUGUUUGAUUUACGAUUACGGAAUAUCGGCCAGUUGAAGUUUAAUUAUCAAAUAAUUUUCCCCUUUUCAGGAACCGUACUUGAAACUACCAAAUUUGAUACGUAUUGGAAGUCGUCAACAAGCAUUGUCAAGAACAAACAAACUUUGAAAUUGAACGCGGCAGGCGGGUUAUCGCCAAAUAACUUUUUGUCGCCCAAUGCAAAUGCUGCUGUUAAUGCAAGUGGCUUGAACCAGGGACCUAGUGCUCGUCCCGUACCAGUGCAACAGGAAUAUUUACCGUCGUCAUCCUCAAUAGUAACAGCUACAUCCCUUUCAGGUGAAUAUUUAAGAAUAAGGGUUUGUCUUUUGAACGAUGGGACGCCAGUCGUUUGCCCUCAUUGGUCCAUUGCCAUCACUGAGAAUAUUGAUCUUUAUUUGCCAAAUUUGUCUCUUGAGCAACUCAGUUCGAUAACUAAUGACCUAUUCGACUACUCCAAGGUCAUUAACGAUUUAUCAAACAUGACCGUAAAGGACAUAAGUUUGAUCAAAAAGUUGUUGAGAAUCAUAUACUUGCCAUUGGAUAUUGUUUUGGAAAUCUUGAGUCCUGAUAUAAACUUGAAUUUAGAGUUGGUGUUCCCAUCUUUUUAUGAGUUGGAGGUCUUGCCGUUUGUUGGAAACAUACAGAAAAACCUCAACAAUUUUAUUGAUUUUACCUUGAAUGACGUGUUUAACCACAUCAAACCUUUUAAAUCCAAAGAGAACCAGCCUUCAAGAUCAAUCAUCCUCCUUUCGUCAAAUUCUUUGAUUUGCAAAAUAUUGAAUUGGAAGCAACCCAAUUUCCCUGUGUUCUUGAUAAUGAAUGGAAUCACAUAUAGCAAUUCGUUGAAGAAAUUUGAGCAAAGAUCAACUAAUGGAUUAUUAAUUGACGAAGCUGUUCGAAACAAAGUUGCCAACAAAUCGUCUUCAUCGUCGACAGAAUUGAAUAACUACCAGGAGCUAAUUAUAAGAUCUAUCAAGGAAGCAGUCAACUUUACUAUGAAUAAUAACUUGUUUGGUUUGAUCACUUCAAUUCACUUGCUUGAUCUUGUUCCCAAGUUAAUCCCUUUGAUUCGGAGUAGAGGACUAGUCUUGGUUGCAUCGAGCGAUACCAAUGAUCAAGAUGACGCUGAAGAAGAGGUUUUGAAACGGGAAUUGGAUUCUUACACCAAAACAGAAAUCAAUGGGUUGAGAUUUGACGAUGUGCUCAGUUUCAAACAAGACAUCACUAUAUAG